AUGACGGCUAGCCGUGGCUUGAUGCUGUACGCCUCGGCCGCCGUGGUCGGGCUGCUGGGCCUCGGCCAUCCUGGGCCGGCAAAGGCAUCGGAUCCGGCCGUGAUGCAGCCGUCGGUGGUGCUGGAGGCGGCAGCGGUGACGGCGACAGCGACGAUGACGAUGAUGAAGCCGGCAUCGGCAUAUUGGUCGGCAGCCGCCACCGGCAGUCCGUCCCCGGCUGCCAUGGGGGGUCCGGAGACGUGCCAGUUCAAGACGAUCAACUACAUCACCCACACGCUGCCGCAGCAGUGUCUCCGGACGGCGUGGUCGAGUGCCAAUGCCACGUCAGCAGCGGCCAUGAGCGACCGUGCCGUUCCGACGGUCGUGGUGACGACAUCCGUCCCGGCCACAGAGACCACGACGUCAGCCGCGACCGCAACGAUAGCAACAGCACAGCAGGAAGCAAAGGAGAGCACGACAGCAGGCGAGAGCGGAGUGAAGACAAGAAUGGGCGGCCACAACGACGACGACGACGACGAUGACGACGGGCAAGACCUGGCGACCGGAACGUUCAUGUCGUUUGAGCAGUGGAGGGUGCUGCAGCUGCAAAAGGCAGGCCAAGACCCGGCCGAUCUGCAGGCACGGCGGCGGCAGCACGGCCGAGGAGGGUCGGGCGGCGGUGGUGGCAGCAGCCAUGCGGACAUUGACAGCAUCGGGGACGACGGAGAGAUCUCGCUAGACUUUGACGUGCUCAACGAGAAGGUGACGGAGAUGGCAGACUCUGCGGCGGCCGAGGCGCCCGGACCCAACAACGGGUCGCUCUCGCAGGCCGAGACGGCAGCAGCAGCCGUUUCCGGCGGCAAGACAGCCUCAGCCUCCACCACGGCUGCCGGCGCCGCGGCCGAGAAUCCGUCCUCGUCCUACCACUCGCCAUCUUCCGCCCACACACCCACACACACCGAGGCACAGCUGGCGCGAGCGCCCCGAUCGACACUGUCCGACGACAGCGGCACCAACGAGUCUCUGGCGUGGGCAGCCUCCAUCCCGAACCCAAACCAGCACGUGUCCUGGUCCAUAUCGUCGCAGCUGUCGACACCUGGCGACACACCCAUCUCGGCAGGCGCGUCCACCAAUCAGCCGUCGGUGUUGAGUGGGUCGGUCACGACAGCCGUUACCACCGGCAUCCAUGCCGAUGCUAAGCCCAACUUUGGAUCUGGCUCUGGGGCAGGCGCACCGCUGCCUGGAGGCUCGCCGACGGUGCAGGAGAGCUUCUUCAAGUCAGUCACGAAGCGGCUGCAGCUGCUCGAGUCCAACACAUCGUUGUCACUGCAGUACAUUGAGGACCAGUCGCGCUUCCUGCAAGAGACGCUGCGCAAGAUGGAGCGCAAGCAGAUCACGCGGGUGGACGGCUUCCUCUACACGCUCAACCGGACCGUCCUCUCGGAGCUGAGCCAGAUGCGUCAGCAGUACGACCAGAUCUGGCAGUCGACCGUGCUGGCCCUCGAGACCCAGCGCGAACAGAACCAACGCGAGACCGUGGCGCUGAGCGACCGCCUCAACGUGCUGGCCGACGAGGUCGUCUUCCAGAAGCGCAUGGCCAUCCUGCAGUCCGUCCUGCUGCUCUGCUGUCUGGCCCUGGUCAUCUUCUCGCGCGGCCUGGCCGCCGUCGCCGGCAUUCCGGCCAUCGCCGGCAGCAACCCGCUCUUCGACCAGAACCUCUUUCCUGCUCGCACCACCUCUUCUUCCGGCGUUCGUCCGCCACCGCAGCCCGAGUCCGCACCGACGUCACCACCCUACUCCGUCGGCCUGCGCCGGAACCUGCGCUAUUUCCGCGACAGCCUGCGCAGCCCCGGCCUCUACUCCGCCUACAGCUCCGCCUAUCUCUCCGGUGCCAACUCCCCCGCCUCUUCCCCGCCGCCUCCACCGCCCGGAGCCGCUCGCACUGUUGGUCCCGUCACCGCGUCCAGACUGCCUGCAAACACCGACAAGAUCCUGCCGCUCACCCCGACCACCCCUACUUCGCCCGUCUCCAUGACCAUGCCCUCCCCUGAGCCUGAGCCCGACUGCCACCCGCCAGACAACCUCCCGGCUGCUUCUGCCGUCUCACUCCUUGACCUCGCCGCGGAGACUGCCACAACACACACGCAAAUCUACGACGGCCAGCAAGGCAGCCGCUCGGUCGCUACCCCGACUCGACCCGGCAGCAACACCGGCCGACUAGACACAGAAGCUGGUCUUCUCACACCUCCACGAAUGACCUCGCAGAACGACGACUCUGUCCGGGUAGGCAGCGCUGAAACAGACAGCCAGACUGCUGGGCGAAGGCUAUCGCCGUCUUUGCUAGAAAGCUAG
Grosmannia clavigera kw1407 is the source of this 2331-nucleotide messenger RNA. RefSeq names its product sad1 unc domain containing protein. Gene Ontology annotation, biological process: protein folding in endoplasmic reticulum. The transcript has 2 exons. The record is from RefSeq and is a predicted model, not a curated record. NCBI's taxonomy places the organism in Eukaryota, Fungi, Ascomycota, Sordariomycetes, Ophiostomatales, Ophiostomataceae. Bases 1 to 2331 code for a protein of 776 amino acids. Gene Ontology annotation, cellular component: membrane; cytoplasm.